AUGGUUAAGUUACGCCAGAAACUGAGCGUAGCCAAUAAGCUGCGCUAUCAGCCAACCCCAAGGCUCAACACAGAUCGGCUGAAGCAAGCUGAUGUGGCGAGAGAUUUCGCGAUCGCGCUCGGGGAAGCGCUGCCGGAGGACACCACCUCCGAGGCGAAAUCCCUCAACGACCACUGGCGUAUGGUGGAGCAAGCCAUCAGCAACACGGCCGAGCGAACAAUUGGCCGCGUAACACGUAACCAGAGGAAGGAAUGGUUUGAUGAUGAGUGCAGGCGAGCACUAUCCGAGAAGAAUGCGGCGCGUACCCGAAUGCUCCAGCGCGAGACCCGGCAGAACGUGGAAAACUACAAACGACUGAGAAGACAGCAGACCCGACUCUUUCAGGAGAAGAAGCGCAGCUUUGAAGAGUCGGACGAGCAUCUGAUGCAGCAGCUAUCUCAGUCGGGGGAAACUCGCCAGUUUUACAGGAUGUUGAAUGCGGCACGAAGCGGUUUUACUCCCAUGAUCGCAAUGUGUCGCAACGUGGAGGGAGAUAUCCUGUCGGACGAGCGAGAGGUGAUCGACAGGUGGAAGUGUUACUUCGACGGACACCUGAACGGAGCAGAUACAGCAAACACAGGACGAGGCACAGGAAGCAGAAUUGAGCAGCAGAUUGGCAGCCAACAUGACGAAGACGAAGUGCCCCCACCAUCCUUGGACGAGGUCAUCAGCGCCGUCAAACAGUUGAAAUGUAAUAAGUCAGCUGGCAGUGAUGGACUGGUGGCAGAACUGUUUAAGAUGGGCCCGGAGAGGCUUGCCGUUGUCAUGCAUAGGCUGAUCCUAAGGAUUUGGGACCAGGAAGAACUACCGGACGAAUGGAAACUGGGUGUCAUACACCCAGUCUACAAAAAGGGCGACAGAUUAGACUGUGCUAACUUCCGAGCCAUCACAAUCCUUAAUGCCGCCUAUAAGAUCCUGUCCCGCAUACUCUUCUGCAGACUUGCGCCCCUUGCUACAGAUUUCGUCGGAAACUACCAGGCUGGGUUUGUUGGAGGCAAAUCGAUCACCGACCAAAUCUUUACUCUUCGGCAGAUCCUCCAGAAGUGCCGAGAGCACCAGAUCCCUACGCACCACCUGUUCAUAGACUUCAAGGUGGCCUACGAUACCAUAGAUCGGACAGAGCUAUGGAACACCAUGCAGCAGUACGGAUUCCCUGGAAAGCUGGUACGGCUGUUGAGGGCCACUAUGGAUGGGGUGCAGUGCAAGGUGAGGGUGUCGAACAUGCUGUCGGAAUCGUUCGAAUCUCACCGGGGUCUGAGGCAAGGUGACGGACUCUCCUGUUUGCUGUUCAACAUCGCUCUGGAAGGUGUCAUGCGAAGCGCGGGCUUCGACAUCAGGGGCACGAUUUUUACCCGAUCUCUCCAAUUCCUAGGCUUCGCGGAUGAUAUCGACAUCAUCGGACGGACAUCUGCGGCGGUGUGCAAGGCGUACACCCGACUGAAACGCGAGGCCUCUAGGAUUGGAUUGAGGAUCAAUGCGACGAAGACAAAGUACCUGCUUGCUGGGGGCUCUGAUCGUGAUAGAACCCGACUCGGAAGCAAAUUAUCAGUUGACGGUGACGAUCUCGAGGUGGUAGAGGAGUUCUGCUACCUUGGCACGAUCGUAACUUCGGACAACAACAAAACGACAAGAUCGGUACGAGUAUCGCUACUGAAGAAGCUGUGUGCGAUGAAUCUUACAGUGUCUGGAAACAUAGAAGAUCAUAUUCGUAGCUUCGACGAUUUAUUCGAUCGCCUUGACGCCGCGGGUACUAAACUGGACAAAGACACGAAGAUUUGUAUGGUUUUACGCAGUUUGCCGGCUUCAUACGACGGUUUAGUUACGGCGCUUGACGUUUGUUCGGACGUCGACAUAUCGCUUGAAGUGGUUGAAUCCAAACUCAUUGAUGAAUACAACCGUCAACAAGAAAGAAAAGGUAACGGACACGUCAAAGUAGAGAAAGCAAUGCGAUCUGCAGAAGGUAAGCCGGAUCAUGGUACGACCGGAGGAUUGCGUAUUUGCCAUUACUGUAAGAAACCUGGCCAUUACAAGCAAAACUGCAGAAAAUUUCUUGCCAACAAGAAAAAGGAAGAAUCGUCAAGUAAUUCGGUAAAAGCUAAAGCUGCACAGAGUGAUUCACAAAGUGUUGCUUUUACUGUAAUGAAAAAGGAAAAAUCGCGUAGCUGGGUGAUCGAUAGUGGUGCUAGUGCACACAUGACAAACGAUCAGUCAUUUUUCGAAUCAUUGGAAAAAUUUGACAGUGGAUUCAUUACCAUGGCAGACGGCAAAAAGACACAAAUCAAAGGUGAAGGAAAUGGUGUACUGUAUGGUAUUAACGGUUCUGCCAAAGUCAUGAAGAUUGAAAUGAACGAUGUCAAAAUCGUACCAGGGAUCUCCACAAACCUGAUAUCGGUCGGGAAGUUGGCAACGAAAAGACUGAAGGUGUUUUUCGAUAAUGAUGGGUGUAAAAUCGUCAACACAGAUGGUGUAGUGGUUGCUACCGGAACCCGUCACAGCAGGUUGUAUUAUCUCAACGUAGUCGAAGCUUCGAUGGCGGCAUUGCAUGUAGGAUAUAUGUGA
Molecule: messenger RNA, 2598 nt
Organism: Anopheles moucheti
Lineage: Eukaryota; Metazoa; Arthropoda; Insecta; Diptera; Culicidae
Exons: 2
Coding region: 1-2598 (865 amino acids)
Molecular function (GO): nucleic acid binding; zinc ion binding
Source: RefSeq, a predicted model, not a curated record